CGUACAAGCAGCAAAACGUUCAACUGGCAGGCUUUACCCACAGAGCUGAAAGAGCACAUCCUGACCUUCUGCCUCCACCAAUCCCCGCCCCCAGGCCUAUCCAGGAGAACCAAAGGCGCCCCCGAAGUCACCGGCCAACUGGGAGACUGGGACUCCCUCCUGAGCGUAUCCCGCCAAGUCCGCACGCUGUGUCUCCGCCUCUGUCUCUCAGGAAGCAGCAGCCUGGUGUACAAGCACGGCCUCUGCAUCGACGUCGACACGCACCGCGACUUCAAAGACUGCAUCCGCCGCCUAGGCAAAUACUUCCAGCUGCUCGAACCCAACUCGCUCCCCCACGACGCCACAACGCAGCUCCUCGCAAAAACCUACCGCGACUUCCCGCUCGCCCACGCCCAUCUCGCGCGCUACGCUACCCUGCGCCACGGAAUCCGCAAGCUGCACCUGGAAUUCUCCUUUCUGGAUUGCAUGCACUUUUUCCGCGUCACAGUCGCACACUUCCCGCGCUUCUACCCGCACUUCCGGCUCGACUACCGCGUCCUCGACUCGCUGUCGGGCCUCGUUGCUGUGGCCGUGCGGCUCCCGGAUCCAACGGGCUACCUGGUGGACCGCGUGCCGCAGUGCGGACCGCGAUUGUUCUACGGCGACCCGUAUACUUGUCCGCGCAUCUUGCAUCGCGUCAUCUACGAGGCGGCGGCCGAGGCCAUGGCGCCGUGCGGCUUCUUCGCCUUGUACGGGUUUAUGGAUUACGACGAGAAAGCGCGGUUCGAAGCGCUGAGAGCGAGUGCAAGCGCCAAGGUCAAGUUUACCACUGACCAGCUCGGCGAGCUGUAUGCCGAGGAUCAGCCUGGCGGCGGCGGUGUGCAGCUCGGUGAGUGGAUUCAGCCUGGUGUUGACGCUGCUGCUGCUGCUGCUGCUGCCAGGAGUGAUGUCGACGAGGAGCUGGAUUUCGUCCGAGAUACGUUUUGGCCCCCCAAAUGCCGCUGCAAGGUUCGGUGCAGCAAGGUCCUG
Molecule: messenger RNA, 1008 nt
Organism: Exserohilum turcica Et28A
Lineage: Eukaryota; Fungi; Ascomycota; Dothideomycetes; Pleosporales; Pleosporaceae
Exons: 1
Source: RefSeq, a predicted model, not a curated record